Acipenser ruthenus (sterlet) is the source of this 2406-nucleotide messenger RNA. Its product is annotated as regulator of G-protein signaling 21-like. The record is from RefSeq and is a predicted model, not a curated record. Bases 51 to 758 code for a protein of 235 amino acids. Lineage: Eukaryota; Metazoa; Chordata; Actinopteri; Acipenseriformes; Acipenseridae. The transcript is spliced from 5 exons.
UCAACCUAUUGUUAAGAACCUGAGGUCUAUUACGCAUUAAUGAAAAGAAUAUGGAAAUAAUGGUGUUUCUUUUUCCUCAGCUGAAUUUUUCUGCACAGAAAGAGGAACCUUACUUCAAAAUGCUCAGUCCUUCUGAUUGUCCGGUGAUAAAGAAAGAAAAUAAAACAAGGGUAAAGGAAAGAGAGAAGAACAGACUGAGCCUCCUACUGACGAAAUCAGGAUCUCAUGAAAAUGUCAACCCACAAUCCAUAAAAAGCCCAACGACUGCAAGCAUCAUCUCCCCUGUAGAGGCUUUGAAGUGGAGUGACUCUUUUGAGAAACUGCUUGCUAAUAAAGAUGGAUUGAACACCUUUACUACAUUCUUGAAGAGCCAGUUUAGUGAGGAGAACAUUGAAUUCUGGUUGGCCUGUGAGGACUUCAAGAAAAACAAAUCCACUAAACUGGCCUCUGAGGCUAAGCAGAUUUAUUCGGUUUACAUAGAAACAGAGGCUCCUAAAGCGGUGAACAUUGACUUUUCUACAAGCCAGAUUAUUAAACAGAAUGUUCAGAAUCCUACGCAGUCUUGCUUUGACACAGCCCAGAGCAUAAUCUACAGCUUAAUGAAAAAGGACUGUUAUCCAAGGUUUCUAAAGUCAGACAUCUAUUUGAAUCUGAUCCAGAACAAACCACCCAGCAACAACAUGUUCAGAAGAAGGUCACGAUCUUGUAUCUUCAAUGACCGCAUUGAAGCAGAAACUGACUUUGGAAUUUGGCUCUAAGAGCUCAAAUAUUCACCAUAUAUUUUAACUACACUGGCUAUAUUAUAUUAUACUGGAUAAACACAUACUAUUUGGAGAAUUAUUUUGAAACCUUUUCAAAGUACCAAACAGUAGCAUUUUGAACAGAAGGUUUAACCCUAAAAAGCAGUUUCUAAGUACAGUGGGAUCAUGCCACUACAAAUAAUUUGUUUUAGAAAAAUAUGCCUGCAUUCUAACUUGCCAUAUAAAGACUUCCUGUCAUUUUGUGAUGUGAUUCUGUCAAAAGGAUAGGGUGCAGAGAGGCACAUUCAGGUUCAGUGAUGCAGAAUCUGUUAUUCAUCUGUUAUUACCCUAAAAACAUCAAACAAGUUUGUCUUUUUUUUAGAAUAUAGUAUUACAUGUUCAUUAGGUUUGUUUGAGUAAUAUUUUGGAUUUAAAUUUGUCAAUGAAGGGGAAGAUGUUUUGUUACUGAAUUUAACUCAAAUCGCUGAUCUGGAAUAGCAAAAUUCCUGACAGGUAUGAAUAUGAAUUUGUAUUCGGGCUCUGCACUGCUUGCUUUGUAGCACAAAUCAAUGUGGAGGCCAGCAGUGGUCCAUCAGACACAUUCAGUAAUAAUCAGAAAUAAGAUUAUCCAUCCAAAAAUAUGUUUCAAGGGUCUAUACUUUAUGUUAGCCAGUUUUUAAAAUCUAAGACUGGGAUAUGACAUUUUUGAGAAAUAUUUUUGGAAUGUCACAUAGAUCACACUAAAAAAACCUAACAAAAACAAAAAUAAGUAUUAUUAUUACCAACCAGACAAAUAUCUAUGGCAUUUUGAACUACAAAUACAUGUAGUGAAGCAUGAUCUCUGCUUAAAUGUUUGCUCUAUACAUAUAUUAGUAUAAAUGCUUCAUUAAUAUUAAGUAAUAUUCAUAUUACAAGAGGCGUACAACUAAACAGAUAUCAGCAAUGCUUUCAUAAUGAAAUCUCAUAAUGCAAUUAUUUUUAACAUGUAAUUAAUGCUAAAAUAUGUCAAUGCUAUAAAUAAUAGAUUUUUUUUUAUUUUAUAAAGCUUUCAAAUUAAUUUAUUGCUAAUUGUAUAAGCAUUUUAAUGUUUCUAUUAAAUUAUUAUUGGUUAUAAACAAACCUUUCCAUAUUUUUCCAUUUGUCUUUUUCCAUAUGUACUGAGUCUAAUAAAUUAUCUUUGAAUGCAGAUAUGCAAUUUUGUUUUUGUGUAUGAAUAUAUAUAUAUAUAUAUAAAAUUGUGACAGAUUAGGGGGAGGAGAGGUAGUGGAGACACUACAUUCCCCAGAAUGCCACGGGAGUGGGCCAGGACGAGGCACACUUGGUUCUGAUUGAACAAGGGACACCUGCCUGUGAUUAGCAGGCAGGUAUAUGACAAACACAAAAUGUGUGUUUAGAGCAGUCUCCAAUCUGUGUGAGGAGAGAGGCUGUCACGGUAAAGAAACCUAUGUGGAUUUGUAAAGGUGGUGUGAAAACCUUUGUUUUUGUGUGUGUUUGAAGAAUUGUUUUAAUCUUAAAACGGCUUAGCCGCCCGAUUUUAGUUAGGAACAAAAAGUAAAAAGUUUAGUUAGAGCUCCAAAACUAAGGUUUUUGUUUUGUGUUGUUUUUAUUUCAGUUCUUCCAUUUCUGUAUAUAAUAAAAUUAUGCACGUAAGUGCUCAAAACAUUAA